AUGCCUUCCGCCACGAACGGAGUGCCCAAAAUCGACAUACAAGAUGGAACAUCAACCCCUGGAUCAGAGGCACCUUUCUCUGCCAACGACAACAUCCGUCGUUUCAAUCCUCCUUCUAGGGCGAUGACUCCUUUGCAAAAUGCUCUCUUUCACAACAAGACUCGAUGCUUCGUCUAUGGUAUGCAACCGAAGGCCGUCCAGGGCAUGCUCGACUUCGAUUUCAUUUGCAAGCGAUCAACACCUUCCGUGGCCGGUAUCAUCUACACCUUUGGCGGUCAAUUCGUCAGCAAGAUGUACUGGGGAACCAGCGAGACUCUCCUCCCUGUCUACCAAUCCGUCGAGAAGGCCUUUGAGAAGCACCCAGACGUCGACACGAUUGUGAACUUUGCUUCUUCUCGAUCAGUCUACAGCUCCACCAUGGAGUUGAUGAAUAUCCCCCAAGUUCGCUCGAUUGCGAUCAUUGCUGAAGGUGUCCCUGAGCGUCGUGCCCGCGAGAUCAUGGUCAAGUCGAAAGAGAAGGGAAUCACAAUCAUUGGGCCUGCCACCGUUGGUGGAAUCAAGCCUGGUGCCUUCAAGAUUGGUAACACCGGCGGUAUGAUGGACAACAUUGUUGCUUCCAAGCUCUACCGCAAGGGCUCUGUUGGAUAUGUUUCCAAAUCUGGUGGUAUGUCCAACGAACUCAACAAUAUCAUCUCACAAAACACCGAUGGUGUCUACGAGGGUAUUGCCAUUGGUGGUGAUAGAUACCCCGGAACUUCUUUCAUCGACCACCUGCUACGUUACCAAAACGAGCCAGAAUGCAAAAUCUUGCUGCUGCUCGGUGAGGUCGGCGGUGUUGAGGAAUACCGCGUCAUUGAAGCCGUCAAAAAGGGUCAAAUCACCAAACCCAUUGUCGCAUGGGCUAUUGGUACUUGCGCAAGCAUGUUCAAGACGGAAGUCCAAUUCGGUCACGCUGGUGCUUCCGCCAAUUCUCAACUUGAGACGGCCGUCAUGAAGAACAAAUCCAUGAGGGAAGCAGGUUUCUUUGUCCCAGAUACCUUCGAGGAUAUGCCAGCACUUCUGUCUGAAGUUUACCAGAAACUCGUCAAGCAAGGUACCAUCAAGCCGGCUCCCGAACCCGUCCCACCCAAGAUUCCCAUCGACUACGCCUGGGCUCAAGAACUGGGUCUCAUCCGCAAACCUGCCGCUUUCAUCUCUACCAUCUCGGAUGACAGGGGUCAAGAAUUGCUCUACGCGGGUAUGCCAAUCUCCGACGUAUUCAAGGAGGAUAUCGGUAUUGGUGGUGUCAUGUCUCUUUUGUGGUUCCGUCGCAGACUCCCUCCCUAUGCCAGCAAGUUCUUGGAAAUGGUUCUCAUGCUGACUGCCGAUCACGGUCCUGCCGUGUCCGGCGCGAUGAACACCAUCAUCACUACCCGUGCCGGCAAGGAUUUGAUUUCUUCACUGGUUGCUGGUCUCUUGACCAUUGGUUCUCGAUUUGGUGGUGCCCUUGAUGGCGCCGCUGAAGAGUUCACCAAAGCUUUCGACAAGGGCUGGUCUCCCAGAGAAUUCGUUGACACUAUGCGAAAAGAGAACAAACUCAUCCCUGGUAUCGGUCACCGAAUCAAGUCCCGAAACAAUCCCGAUCUCCGUGUCGAACUCGUCAAGGAUUUUGUGUUGAAAAACUUCGCUUCUCAUAAGCUUCUCGAUUAUGCCCUUGCCGUGGAGACUGUCACCACUUCGAAGAAGGACAACCUCAUCCUGAACGUCGACGGAUGCAUUGCAGUAUGCUUCGUAGACUUGAUGAGAAACUGCGGUGCUUUCUCUCCUGAAGAAGCUGAAGAUUAUAUGCGUAUGGGUGUUCUCAACGGGUUGUUCGUUCUUGGUCGUUCCAUCGGUUUGAUCGCACAUUACUUGGAUCAGAAGAGAAACCGCCAAGGACUGUACAGACAUCCAUGGGACGACAUCACCUACCUUCUGCCAACCUUUGCAAAGGGUUCUGGCACAGAACCGCGGGUUGAAGUAUCAGUUUGA
Molecule: messenger RNA, 2010 nt
Organism: Rhinocladiella mackenziei CBS 650.93
Lineage: Eukaryota; Fungi; Ascomycota; Eurotiomycetes; Chaetothyriales; Herpotrichiellaceae
Product: ATP-citrate synthase subunit 1
Exons: 3
Coding region: 1-2010 (669 amino acids)
Biological process (GO): acetyl-CoA biosynthetic process; tricarboxylic acid cycle; fatty acid biosynthetic process
Cellular component (GO): cytosol
Molecular function (GO): ATP citrate synthase activity
Source: RefSeq, a predicted model, not a curated record